Molecule: messenger RNA, 2316 nt
Organism: Mycotypha africana
Lineage: Eukaryota; Fungi; Mucoromycota; Mucoromycetes; Mucorales; Mycotyphaceae
Product: peptidase S8/S53 domain-containing protein
Exons: 3
Coding region: 1-2316 (771 amino acids)
Biological process (GO): protein processing
Cellular component (GO): Golgi membrane; trans-Golgi network
Molecular function (GO): serine-type endopeptidase activity
Source: RefSeq, a predicted model, not a curated record
AUGGGUGCAGAACACAUCAUACAGCGAUUAGGUGGACGAUUCGAGGGUCGAAUAGGUGAAUUAGAUCAUUGGUUUAUGAUGAGCACACCACAACAACAACAAAGCAAUAACCCAAUGGAAAAACGGGCUUCGCUAAUGGAAGAAGAAGAAGAAGAAGAAGAAGAAGAAGAUUUUAUUGUAAAACAAUUUAAGACACUGAAACGACGGUCAUUGCGCAAGCGAGGAGAUGAAGACGACUCUCGCUUUUGGAAGGAAGCUAACCGUCUCGACAAACAAAUUUUAAAAAAGCGUAUAAAAAGGCUGCCAAUUAUACCCGCUAACGAAACACUAAAAGAUGCGCAAACAGCACUAAAAAUCAAGGAUCCAUGGUUUCCCAAGCAAUGGCAUUUGAUUAAUUUAGAAAAUCCUGGAAAUGAUAUCAAUGUCACCGGUGUAUGGAAACAAGGAAUUACUGGCAAAGGCGUCAAUGUAGCUAUACUUGACGAUGGUUUAGAUUAUAAAAGCAAGGACUUGGCCGACAAUUUCUUUGCCGAGGGUUCGUACGACUUCAACGACCAUGAAUCCCUCCCUACACCAAAACUUUGGGAUGAUAGUCAUGGCACGAGAUGUGCAGGACAAAUUGCUGCUGUUCGCAACGAUGUAUGUGGUAUGGGUAUAGCUUACGAAGCCAAAGUAGCCGGUGUGCGUAUCUUAUCGGGCGAUUUAACGGACGCUGACGAAGCUCUUGCGCUUAAUUACGAGUAUCAACAGAAUCAUAUUUUUUCUUGUUCAUGGGGGCCGCCUGAUAACGGACAGACAAUGGAAGCACCCAAUGGAAUUCUAGCCGACGCUUUCAUUAAUGGUAUCGAAAAAGGAAGAGAUGGCAAAGGAUCAAUCUAUGUGUUUGCAACAGGCAACGGUGCUAUUUCAGGAGAUAAUUGUAACUUUGAUGGCUACACCAAUAGUAUCUACACCAUUACCGUAGGAGCCAUUGAUCACAAUAAUGAUCACCCUUCUUAUUCGGAAAGCUGCUCGGCUCAGCUUGUGGUAACUUAUUCUAGUGGAGGGGGAAACUAUAUUCAUACAACUGACGUGGGUGAAAACAGUUGCUCAGAUCGUCAUGGCGGUACAUCCGCAGCCGCACCCAAUGCAGCAGGUAUAUUUGCUCUCGUUCUGUCGGUUAGGCCUGACCUCACUUGGAGAGAUUUGCAACAUUUAUGCGUGCAAACGGCAGUGCCUGUGAACACUUUGGACGACGACUGGAAAAUGCUGCCUUCAGGAAGGAUCUACAAUCAUAAAUUCGGCUAUGGUAAAUUAGAUGCCUAUCGACUAAUAGAAGCAGCUAAAAAUUUCAUACUAGUCAACCAACAGACUUGGCUUGAAUUACCAAGCCCAUUCAAAAAAAGAGCUAUACCAGAUUCAUCAGGGCUGAAAACGAGAAAAGCACUGAAAAAUACAGUUUUGGUCACAGAGGAGAUGAUACAAGCAGCAGGCCUGCUCCGAUUAGAACAUAUUACAGCAACAGUCAACAUUGUACAUGAUAGACGUGGUGAUUUAGUAGUGGAUUUAGUCAGUCCGAAUCAAGUAGUAUCCAAUCUGGCAACAAGAAGACAUUUGGAUAAUGACAAAAGUGGCAUGCAAAAUUGGAAGUUUAUGUCUGUAAAGCACUGGGAAGAAAACCCAAUAGGAAAUUGGACGUUAAUGGUUUACGAUGUGGCUAACCCUGAAACAAAAGGUCAUAUGUUAAAUUGGACACUAACACUCUAUGGUGAACAGGAUCCAGCUUUUGUGGGUGAACCUAUUCAUUCAAAUGAAGGAUUACACGACGAUAAAGAGCAUGAUAUACCGGAUACAACUUCUAUCUCUACUUCGCCGCCUGCAACCACAUCAAUGGAUGAUACGCCACCUUCCCGACCUACACGUAUUAAACCUGGUAAAACAUACACUAGCGGUUCAAUAACUACCACAACAAUAAUAGCUAGUACGUCCUCGGACGUAGCAUCAGAGACAGACACUUCAUCAUCUGUUGAUGCCUCACAAAAAGAGGACGAGCAUCGCUAUCUAACAGUUAUUUAUGCUAUUUUGGGUUCGGUGGCUAUUUUGAGUGUGGCUAGUGUUAUGUUUAUUUAUCAGAAAAAGCGAUCGCCGCAAUUAUCACGUUCACCCCUCACUAGCAGACGACCUAUGAACACAAAUAGUAAUGGUUACGAAUUUGAAGACCUUCAGCCUUUAACAACGGAGCUGGAUGAGGAGGAUUCUGAACCAGACGAAGAUCAUACUCCCCAGGAAAACAACAGACUUACCAGAGGUGUUACUUCCACAGAUGGCAUCAACUAA